CCAGAACCAGAACCUUGGAAAUUUACUCUCUUGUUCCUUUCUCUUUCUAACAAACGCGCAUACGGCACACAAACAAAUUUCACUUUUAAACCCUUUAUUUAUUUGUGCCCUUUUCUUCUUCUUCAUUUGAAGAUUCAACCAACAACAAGAGUGAGGGAUUUUCUUUCUUUCUUUGUAGUCUAUUACUCACUUUGACGAAUUUUUUUUUUUUUUUUUUGUUUCAUUGUUCUUUUAUUAUUAUUCUUUGGGUUGGUUUUGUUAUAUGUAUAGACUUUGAGUUUUUUUCAUUGUUUUCUAUAGUUAUUUUAGAUCUAGUUGUAUCAAAAUCCUUGAUUUUGUUGGGUGGAGUUAUUCAUUUUUAGCUAGUUUAUGGCUACAGCGGCCAUAUUUUCGUCUCUUCGGAGACGGAGAUCACCUUCCUUACAGGCGUUCUUGGCUCCGGUUGACUUAACCGAUGUCGCUCUUAUACAAACCCUUGUAACUAUUUCAUCUGAGCUUGUUUCUUGCUUUUCCACAAAAUCUUUCUUCUUUCAGAGGAAGAAUUUUCGUUCUUUAAUUCGAAAGAUCGAGGUUUUUCUUGUGUUGUUAGAAUGUUUAAGGGAUUCGGGUUCGCCUCUUCCCUCAACGGCCAUGUUGUGUUUCAAGGAGCUGUAUUUGCUCCUUUACAGGUGCAAAAUAUUACUUGAUUAUUGUGGACAGUCCAGUAAGUUAUGGCUUUUGAUUCAAAAUCAUUCAAUUUCGGGGCAUUUUCAUGAUUUGAAUCAAGAAAUAUCGACCCUUUUGGAUGUUUUUCCAGUUAAUGAUGUUGAAUUGAGUGACGAUGUUAGGGAGCAGGUUGACCUUAUGCAGAGGCAUGCUAAGAAGGCUAAAUUGUAUAUAGAUAAAAAUGAUGAUUCAUUGAGGGUUAAAUUCUUUUAUUUUCUUGAUGAGUUUGAGAAUGGGAAGGUACCAAAUCAUGUGGAGUUGCGAUCGUUCUUUGUGGAGAAUUUGAAGAUUAAAGAUGCAAAGAGUUGUAGAACUGAGAUUGAGUUUUUGGAAGAGCAAAUUGCUAACCACGAGGGGGAUGUUGAGCCAACAGCUGCUGUCCUUAAUGGGUUUGUUGCAGUGACACGAUAUUGCAGGUUUUUGCUAUUUGGGUUCGAGGAAGAUGAGGUGGGAUUGGGAAUAGGCAAUCAGAAGAAGCCAAGAAAAGGAUUGAUUACUCAAGAGAUUGCGGAUACUUUUUUAUCAGUACCUAAGGACUUCUGUUGCCCGAUAUCGUUGGAUUUGAUGCAUGAUCCAGUGAUAAUUUCAACUGGUCAGACUUAUGAUAGGAGUUCGAUCACCCGGUGGUUGGAGGAAGGGCACUGUUCUUGUCCAAAGACGGGCCAAAUGCUUGUCCAUACACGACUUUUUCCUAAUCGAGCUUUGAGGAAUUUAAUUAUGCAGUGGUGCACUGCUCAUGGAAUUCCUUGUGACCCUCCAGAGACUACAGAUACAUCUGCUGAUUUUUUUGCUGCGGCUUUGCCUAGUAAAGCUGCAAUUGAAGCCAAUAGAGCCACAGCAGAGCUUCUCAUCGAACAGCUAGCAAAUGGGUUGCAAGCUGCAAAGACUCUGGCUGCACGGGAGAUACGCUUAUUAGCUAAAACUGGAAAAGAAAACCGUGCAUUUAUUGCAAAAGCUGGUGCAAUUCCCCAUCUUCGCAAGCUACUUUCAUCUCAUAACCCUGUUGCACAAGAGAACUCAGUUACUGCGAUGCUUAAUCUAUCAAUUUAUGACAAGAACAAAAGUCAUAUCAUGGAUGAGAACGGGUGUUUGGCAUCUAUUGUUGAAGUCCUGAGGUUUGGACUCACAACAGAAGCCAGGGAAAAUGCUGCAGCGACAUUGUUUAGCCUCUCUGCAGUUCAUGACUAUAAGAAGAAAAUAGCUGAUGAGAGUGGGGCUGUUGAGGCCUUGGCGGGGUUGUUGAGAGUUGGAACCCGAAGAGGGAAGAAGGAUGCUGUCACAGCUUUAUUUAAUCUAUCUACGCACACAGAUAAUUGUCUGAGAAUGAUAGAGGCAGGAGCUGUCGCAGCACUAGUUGGAGCAUUGGGAACCGAAGGGGUUGCAGAGGAGGCAGCAGGUGCAUUGGCCUUAAUUGUUAGGCAGCAAAUUGGGGCUGCAGCCGUGGGGAAAGAGGAAAUGGCAGUGGCAGGGUUGAUUGGAAUGAUGAGGUGUGGAACACCGAGGGGGAAAGAGAAUGCAGUUGCAGCAUUACUCGAGUUGUGCAGGAGUGGUGGGGCAGCCACAACUGAGAGAGUGGUUAAGGCACCAGCAUUGGCUGGUUUGCUUCAGACUCUGUUGUUUACUGGUACAAAGCGGGCGAGAAGAAAGGCGGCAUCCCUUGCAAGAGUGUUUCAAAGGUGUGAAAAUGCUUCCUUGCAUUUUGGUGGACUGGGUGUCGGUUAUGCAUUUGCAGGCAACUCAGCUGCAAAUAGGGAUUCAAGUUUCACCGGUGAUGUCUCAGUGCCUAUGUCCAUGUCCGUACCUGUUUUGUAAUGGUUAUUAAAGAGAAGGAAAGUUAUAGGGAUACCGUACUUGUGUUGAAUGAAUGACAAAUGUUGUAGAGCUCUUUUAAUUUUUUA
Pistacia vera is the source of this 2603-nucleotide messenger RNA. RefSeq names its product U-box domain-containing protein 17-like. Gene Ontology annotation, cellular component: nucleus; cytoplasm. The transcript is spliced from 2 exons. Gene Ontology annotation, biological process: protein ubiquitination. Gene Ontology annotation, molecular function: ubiquitin-protein transferase activity; protein binding. Lineage: Eukaryota; Viridiplantae; Streptophyta; Magnoliopsida; Sapindales; Anacardiaceae. The record is from RefSeq and is a predicted model, not a curated record. Bases 370 to 2517 code for a protein of 715 amino acids.